Messenger RNA from Lathyrus oleraceus (garden pea), 2933 nucleotides. RefSeq names its product ABC transporter G family member 11. The record is from RefSeq and is a predicted model, not a curated record. Gene Ontology annotation, cellular component: membrane. NCBI's taxonomy places the organism in Eukaryota, Viridiplantae, Streptophyta, Magnoliopsida, Fabales, Fabaceae. The transcript has 10 exons. Bases 516 to 2603 code for a protein of 695 amino acids. Gene Ontology annotation, molecular function: ATP binding; ABC-type transporter activity; ATP hydrolysis activity.
CUUCUACUUUCAAUCUCAACAAACAACUUAUCUCUAAACUUCCUUCGACAAUUGUGCAUCCAAACAAUGAGUUCUGCUCACAAAGAAUGUGUUUUUUUUGUGGCUCUUUGAAUAUCCAAUCACUUCUUCUUAUUUCAUUUCACGCCAACAAAAAUCUUUAACAACCCUAUAAGCAAAAAUUUCCUUUCUCUUCAUUCAAUCAUCUUGUUAUUUUUCAGUCAAAAAUUCUCAUCACACUUCCCAAAUCAUUCAUUUCUAAUUUCACCAUUCACACUUUUCUUCUCCUUUUAGUAUUAUCUAUCCUUUUUCUCUCACACUCUUUUUAUUCUCUCAUCUUUUUGUAUUUUUCCUCAAAAUAUUUAAUGCUAAAUGCUUAACUUUCCAUAAUCAAAUCUCUCAUCUUUUAACACCCUUUUAGAAAAAUCCUCCAUCUUCAUCAUUUCCUCAUAAAAAUAUUGUAUUUAACCCAAAAAUAUCCAUUUAAAAUUUCUCAAAAAUUUCUCAAAAACUAAGCCAUGGAAAUUGAACCUAGUUACAAACCUACAUCACUAGGAAACGAACCAUCUUCAAAUAUACCAUCUUUGAGUCCAUUGAGUGAAACCCUUUGGAGAGAAAAGGCGAAAACCGAGUUCAUCGGCGACGUUUCGGCAAGACUAACAUGGAAAGAUUUAACUGUUAUGGUAACCCUAAGCAAUGGUGAAACACAAAAUGUGCUAGAGAAUUUAACAGGCUAUGCUGAACCAGGUUGUUUUACUGCUCUUAUGGGACCUUCUGGUUCUGGAAAAUCAACUCUUCUAGAUGCACUUUCUAGUCGUUUAGCUUCUAAUGCUUUUCUUUCUGGUACUAUUCUUCUUAAUGGUCGCAAAGAAAAGCUAUCUUUUGGAACUGCUGCUUAUGUGACACAAGAUGAUAACUUGAUUGGAACCUUAACAGUGAGAGAAACAAUAUGGUAUUCAGCUAGAUUAAGAUUACCAGAUAAAAUGUCAAGAUCAGAUAAAAGAGCAUUAGUUGAGAGCACAAUAGUUGCAAUGGGACUUCAAGAUUGUGCAGACACAGUUGUUGGUAAUUGGCAUUUAAGAGGAAUAAGUGGUGGUGAAAAGAGAAGAGUUAGUAUUGCUUUGGAAAUAUUAAUGAGACCUAGAUUGCUUUUCCUUGAUGAACCAACCAGUGGACUGGACAGUGCUUCAGCUUUCUUUGUGACUCAAACACUACGUGCAUUAGCAAGAGAUGGAAGAACAGUGAUAGCUUCAAUUCAUCAACCUAGCAGUGAAGUGUUUGAAUUGUUUGAUCAAUUGUAUUUGCUUUCUGGUGGCAAAACUGUUUAUUUUGGCCAAGCUUCUGAUGCAUAUGAGUUCUUUGAACAAGCUGGAUUUCCAUGCCCUGCUCUGAGGAACCCUUCUGAUCAUUUUCUAAGAUGCAUCAAUUCUGACUUUGAUAAAGUCAAAGCCACUCUUAAAGGGUCCAUGAAAUUGAGGUUUGAAGGAAGUGAUGACCCUCUAGACAAGAUCACAACUGCUGAAGCUAUCAGAACUCUUAUCGAUUUCUACCGCACUUCUCAGCACGCUUACACCGCAAGGCAAAGAGUCGAUGAAAUUUCCAAAGUUCGAGGGACGGUGCUUGAAGCCGGAGGAAGUGAAGCUAGCUUCUUGUUGCAGACAUACAUAUUAACCAAACGAUCGUUCAUUAACAUGUCGAGGGACUUUGGUUACUAUUGGCUUCGACUCGUAAUCUACAUUGUGGUCACUAUCUGCAUCGGAACAAUUUACUUGAAUGUUGGCACCGGCUACAACUCGAUUCUGGCUAGAGGUUCAUGUGCAUCUUUUGUCUUCGGUUUCGUCACCUUCAUGUCGAUCGGUGGAUUUCCUUCAUUUGUCGAAGAUAUGAAGGUUUUUCAAAGGGAGAGGCUUAAUGGACAUUAUGGUGUGACUGCAUUUGUUGUAAGCAAUACAUUAUCUGCUACACCAUUUCUGGUAUUAAUCACUUUCCUGUCCGGAACAAUUUGUUACUUCAUGGUUCAACUGCAUCCCGGAUUUUCGCAUUACGUUUUCUUCGUGCUGUGUCUUUAUGCGAGUGUCACGGUUGUCGAAAGCUUGAUGAUGGCAAUUGCUAGUAUUGUUCCUAACUUUCUCAUGGGAAUCAUCAUUGGAGCAGGAAUUCAGGGCAUAUUCAUGUUGGUCUCUGGCUACUUCAGGCUUCCACAUGAUAUCCCAAAGCCGGUUUGGCGCUAUCCAAUGUCAUACAUCAGUUUCCAUUUUUGGGCAUUACAGGGUCAAUACCAGAACGAUUUGAACGGUUUAAUAUUCGACAACCAAACACCGGAUCUUCCAAAGAUACCUGGCGAAUACAUCUUGGAGUACGUGUUCCAGAUCGACGUGAAAAGAUCAAAAUGGAUCGAUUUAAGCGUGAUCUUAAGCAUGAUCAUCAUAUACCGCAUUAUUUUCUUCAUCAUGAUCAAGAUCAAUGAAGAUGUUACUCCUUGGGUUAGAGGGUAUCUUGCUAGGAGAAGAAUGCAACAAAAAAGUGGAGCACAGAAUACAACUAUUGCACCAGAUGUUCUCACUCAAUCUCCAUCUUUGAGAACUUAUAUUUCUAAUCAAAAGUAGAAACAUUUCACUUCAAAUUUGUCAUGUGAAGUUUUUUGUCUAUCUCUUUUGGUGAAAAUUAAAUGGUUAGUGAAAUUUUAUAGAGAGAUAGAUGUAAAAAGUUUACAUGAUAAAUUAUAUUGUGAAAUUUUAAUAUAUUUUCUUGAAGAAAAGGAUUUCAAAGACAAAAAGUUGUGUACUCUCUAAGUUUGAAGCUUUUGUUUUAAAUAGUAUUAGUGAAUAUAUAAAUAUAUGAUUUUUAUCAUUUUAAUUGGAGUUAUGUAUUUAACAGUGUUGGUAUCUGAAAUUUGGAGUGUUUAUUAUCAAGUUAUCCUAGUAUUUUGUUUGUAA